Molecule: messenger RNA, 3523 nt
Organism: Dalotia coriaria
Lineage: Eukaryota; Metazoa; Arthropoda; Insecta; Coleoptera; Staphylinidae
Gene: Syt7
Product: Synaptotagmin 7
Exons: 7
Coding region: 20-1084 (354 amino acids)
Biological process (GO): calcium-ion regulated exocytosis; cellular response to calcium ion; regulation of calcium ion-dependent exocytosis
Cellular component (GO): plasma membrane; exocytic vesicle
Molecular function (GO): calcium-dependent phospholipid binding; phosphatidylserine binding; clathrin binding
Source: RefSeq, a predicted model, not a curated record
GUUUGUUUUGUUUUGUUUCAUGUCAACAUUGUUGCCUACGUUCCACCAACACAUCAACAGAGCACAACUAGAAACCACCGGCAGCCCACAGGCAAAGUCGCCGGCCGGAAGCAGCGCCGGCGCGCUGCCGCCGGAAGCGCGCACGCCCACGGCGCCCGCCAACAAGCAGCUGCAGAAUGUCAAAGGCGGCGAGCAUCCGUCGAUGGCGUUCCUCCAGAACCGCAGCAUCUCGCUGGUGGACAUGUACAUCGACAACACCGAGCCGUCGGAGAACGUCGGCCAGAUUCACUUCUCGCUCGAGUACGACUUCCAGAAUACGACUCUCAUCCUACGGAUCAUACAGGGUAAAGAACUCCCGGCGAAAGAUUUGUCCGGCACGAGUGAUCCGUACGUGCGCGUUACGCUACUGCCGGACAAGAAGCACCGACUCGAGACAAAGAUCAAGCGGCGUACGUUGAACCCUCGCUGGAACGAGACCUUCUACUUCGAGGGUUUCCCCAUCCAGAAGUUGCAGUCACGUGUGCUUCAUUUACAUGUCUUUGACUAUGAUCGUUUCUCGCGCGAUGACUCCAUCGGCGAAGUUUUCCUACCACUUUGUCAGGUUGAUUUGAGUGAGAAGCCAGGGUUUUGGAAAGCGUUGAAGCCACCAGCAAAAGAUAAAUGUGGCGAAUUGCUCACCUCGUUAUGCUACCAUCCGAGUAACAGCAUUCUAACGCUCACCCUGCUCAAGGCACGUAACCUCAAAGCAAAGGACAUUAAUGGAAAAUCAGAUCCAUAUGUAAAGGUAUGGCUGCAGUUUGGUGACAAGCGGAUAGAGAAGCGCAAGACCGCCAUCUUUAAAUGCACUCUUAAUCCAGUCUUCAACGACACAUUUUCAUUUAAUGUACCAUGGGAGAAAAUCCGCGAAUGCUCGCUGGACGUGAUGGUGAUGGACUUUGACAACAUUGGCCGUAACGAGCUAAUCGGACGCAUUCUUUUGGCUGGUAAAAACGGUUCAGGCGCGUCGGAAACAAAGCACUGGCAGGAUAUGAUCACCAAACCGCGCCAGACGAUCGUCCAGUGGCACCGGCUAAAGCCGGAGUAAAAUGGCGCGUGGAUCAAGAUGGCCGGCAUACACUGCGGCCGCGUAUAAAUAUGCACGUAAAACGCGCGCACAUUUCUUCGACAGCUCUUUUCAAUCGACAAAAUAAAUGAAACAAAACACAACUUUAUGCACACAGAUACAUUAAACAUGAACCACACACAAGGCUAAGUUGUUGUUGUUGACGUUCAUACCGGAAGCACACGAAACCAAAUGCGAACGAUAAAUGUGCCAACAAAGAAUUGUCAUGGGUUGAUUUUCUGGUGCGCGUGCGCGCACUGCGAUAGUUAUUGUUGUAAACAACAUUUGAACACAACCACACACAUACAUGAAUACCAAACAACAUUUGAAAACAUAACCAAAAAAAAAAAAAAAGAUUAAUAAAACAUUAGACUGACGUGAUCGCCGUAGUUUUUAGCGAAAAGAUUAAAACAAAACAAAAAAUAAAGAAAUAUUUAAAUAUACAUAAAGAUGCAGACGAAAGGCGUAGGAUUUAAGUGAUUAAACGUAAAUCAUUAACGGUUAAUUAAUAUCGACGAGUUAGGUUAGAUGUGUGACCUUACAUAUGCAUUACGUAUUAAAAUGAGGAACCCGAACAGAUGGCGAACUGUCGAUCGCUUUUUCAGGUUAUGCGAACAAAACAGAGAUUUAAAAAAAUACAAAGCGAACGACCCUCGAACGCCUUAAAUGUUUUGACGAAUUAUAUUAAACGUUUUACGCCCCUACCCUUACCCACACACCUACGUGCUGAUGAUGUUGAUUUGUUACUGUAAACAAAAGUGUUAACAAAAUAGUUUCUAAGCAGACAAACCAACAAAACAGGAAACUUAGUUUAGUUGUAAGCAAAAUGAAGAUUAUAUUGAAAUGAAUGUUAAUAUCAGUAUUUUUCGUGAUAACAAACACGCAAAAACAAAAGAUGUUUAUUUCCGGUAAUGGCCGGAUCAAAAUCAUUAGGUGACAAUGUGCUUAAUCAGUAUUUUUUGUGAUAACAACAAAUCGUAGUGUGUCUCGUCGCGGAAUAAUCACAAAUAUAUUAUAUAUACCAACCAAGCAAACCAACAAAAUAAACAAGAAAACACAUACGUAUAGGCAGUAAUUAUAAAUAAAUGUUUAGCAUCUAAGUGGAAGAGACAAAACAUGCGAUGCGAUAAAAUGAAAAAAUACAAAAAAAAGCAGAUGAAGUUGUUAUUUAUAAUGUUGAUCGAGGCGAAAGACACAAGAUGGUCGCCGGAUGUAUACCGACAGCCAUGAUUGUUAGCGCCUAGCAUUGCGGCAACCAUACACACACAUAAGAUGUAAAAAGUAAUUAUUAAUAUUAACAAAAGAACAUAAAUAAUAAUGGUAAAAACAAAAACAAGAAAACAACCAAGAAACCAAAAUGGUACAGAUUUAUUAAUUGAAUUUACGCUUUAUUAUAAAAGAUUGUAUAGUAUUUUUAGAUAAUGUUAUAAUUCAUGAAUUCAUAUUAUCAGAAUGCGAACGGAGACGGGGCUGAUGAGGUGAGCUGAGGAAAUACAAAAGACAACAUGAUGCGCUUGAAGUUAGGUUAGGUUAGGUUCGUUUAUGCUGUUACACAGGGACGCGGCACGUAUCAGUGGCGCUCGAGUGCGAGCGCCACCUACCCCCUCAAAAGUUCUAUUUUUGCACAUCCACCACACACGCACACGAUAUUAUACGAGCGCCGACAUAUCCUCGUGUUAUUUUUGCCACUUCCGGUGCGACAUGCGAUGACGCACGCGCGCAUUCAUAUCUCGUUGAGUUUUGACGUUUGACAGAGUUUAUACUCGCGCCGGCGUUGGACGCUUGUUGUACAUAGAUGGCGUGCCGGUUGCGAUAGAGGCAGCAUGUGUGUGUAUUUCGUGUAAGAACCCAUUCUCUUUCUCUCUCUCUCGAGUAAAUGUUGUUUAAAGAGAAGAAAAAAACUAAUCUCCAGCAUAAACCUGUUUCAAUGUAUGUACAUAUAUGUUUAGCUGAUUAGAUUAUACGAGGACAUUUGAUGACUAAACACCUACACACAACAAACAUACAAACAAAAUACUAAAAUAUGAAUAUAUAUUACAUUGAUUGUUUAUUUGCAAAGUUAAAUUAUGAUCGAUGUUGAUUGAGUUAUGUUGGCGAUAUUUGAAUAUUUAAUACACACGUAAACUACAAACAAAGAGAAACAAAUGAGCUCUGAUGACAAACAGAAUGGCGUCUAGUCGGUUAUUUUUCUUCUCAGAACCUUUAUCUUCCACUAUCACCACCACAACCACCACCAAUGUAAACAUUCUCAUAUUUAAGUCUCAAAACGUGAACCAGCGUAAACCAGCGAUGACUAAACGUGUUUAAUUAUAUUUGGAUUGGUCGCGCAUUGAGCGCGAUUUGUUUGAGAUGACAUAAUGGCGGAGGAUACAUGGAUGAUGAUGUAGGCGAUACAAUAAUAAAACGUAUUUAAUUUAAAAA